Molecule: messenger RNA, 4629 nt
Organism: Aspergillus caelatus
Lineage: Eukaryota; Fungi; Ascomycota; Eurotiomycetes; Eurotiales; Aspergillaceae
Product: SHMT-domain-containing protein
Exons: 10
Coding region: 1-4629 (1542 amino acids)
Biological process (GO): lipid metabolic process; tetrahydrofolate interconversion; folic acid metabolic process
Cellular component (GO): cytoplasm
Molecular function (GO): serine binding; zinc ion binding; molybdenum ion binding
Source: RefSeq, a predicted model, not a curated record
AUGCUGAGCCGCUGUGGUCGCCAGGCUUUGCGAUUGGUCCCGCGCACGGGAAGCUCUUCCAGAGCUAUCGCCAUCACUACUCAACUCCGACCGGCUGCUCCCUUGUGCGUCUCCAGCUCAUUUUCUCAGAGCCGGAGUGUGUCAUCCUCCAGUCGCGAUGGACAGCAACAUUUGCUCUCCGCACACCUCGAGGAGGAAGACCCCACAAUCUACAAUAUUCUCCAGAAGGAGAAAAAACGCCAAAAGCACUUCAUCAACCUGAUCCCUUCAGAGAACUUCACUUCACAAGCAGUCCUUGAUGCUCUCGGCAGUGUGAUGCAAAACAAGUACUCAGAGGGUUAUCCCGGUGCUAGAUACUACGGAGGAAAUGAGCAUAUCGAUGAGUCGGAGAGGUUAUGUCAACAGCGUGCGCUGGAGACCUUUCGACUCAAUCCAGAAGAAUGGGGUGUGAAUGUCCAACCACUUUCCGGCUCCCCCGCCAACUUGUAUGCCAUAUCCGCCCUUCUCAACACGCAUGACCGCCUGAUGGGCCUGGACUUGCCUCAUGGUGGUCACUUGUCACAUGGUUAUCAGACUCCCACUAAAAAGAUCUCUUUCAUCUCGAAAUACUUUGAGACCCUUCCUUACCGCCUUGAUGAGUCCACUGGUCUCAUUGAUUACGACGCCCUCGAGAAGCAGGCGAUGCUCUAUCGCCCCAAGCUCAUUAUUGCCGGUACUUCGGCUUAUAGCCGAUUGAUCGACUACCCUCGGAUGCGCCAGAUCGCAGACGCAGCUGGUGCAUACCUUCUCAGUGACAUGGCCCACAUCUCUGGACUGGUUGCUGCGGAUGUACUUCCCUCGCCUUUCAGUCACUCCGAUGUGGUAACAACGACUACUCACAAGUCCCUGCGUGGGCCCCGUGGUGCCAUGAUCUUCUACCGCAAGGGUAUCCGCCGGACGGACAAGAAGGGCAAUCAGGAGAUGUAUGACUUAGAGAAUCCUAUCAAUGCCUCCGUCUUCCCGGGCCACCAGGGUGGCCCUCACAACCAUACCAUUACUGCUCUCGCAGUUGCACUGAAGCAGGCUCAGUCAACCGAGUUCAAGACCUACCAGGAAACCGUUUUAGCUAAUGCUCAGGCAUUGGCCGAUCGACUUGGCAGCCCUCUCAGCAAUGGGGGUUUGGGAUACAACAUUGUGUCCGGUGGAACGGAUAACCACCUGGUCCUCGUGGAUCUGAAGAACCGUGGGGUUGAUGGAGCCCGUGUUGAACGUGUUCUAGAACUCUGUGGCGUUGCUAGCAACAAGAACACCGUUCCAGGAGAUCGGUCAGCCUUGAAGCCCGGUGGUCUCCGCUUGGGUACUCCUGCCAUGACUACUCGUGGCUUCCAGCCCGAGGACUUCCGUCGCGUGGCCGAUAUUGUUGACCGCGCGGUCAUCAUCACCCAAAAGCUGGACAAGGCUGCCAAGGAGAGCGCUGCGGCUAAGGGCGUUAAGAACCCCAACACUGUCAAGGCCUUCCUGGAAUAUGUUGGCGAGGGCGAGGAGAUUUCAGAGAUUGUGCUCCUGCGGCAGGAAGUUGAGGACUGGGCAUUACAGGCAAAGCAAACAGACUCAAGCCAUGGAAAUCAGCCAGGUAAGGAGUCCUCCAAAAUCCUGUACAUAUAUCCCAUCAAAUCCCUUCGUGAGGUAGCCGUUCCCGAGGCUGUCCUCACCAGCACCGGCUUUGAGUAUGACCGACGUUUCAUGCUCCUCAAGGUCAACCAAGACGAUGACGGUGUCGAAACCCUCCAGAAUAUGCAUAUACCGCAUUUCCCCGAGAUGAGUUUGUUUCUAACAGACAUCGUAUUCCCAACCGAGGGUGAAAACAAUGGAAAGAUCAUUGUGACGUAUCGCCCACCAGGCGUGAAAGACAACGGUAAUUCUCAGAUCAAAACGUUGGAGGUACCAUUAGAACCAGAUGUGCAGGGUUUGGAAGAAUUGACAGUUACAAUGCAUCAAAGUCCGACAAGGGGUUAUCAUAUGGGUAGCAAAUAUAACGACUGGUUUAGCCAGUGUUUCGGAUACAAGGUGGUUCUUGUAUAUCUGGGCCCACAUUGGAGGAGGGUCUUAGGGAGCUUUCCACCGGGUAAAAGUCAGGCACAUCGCGAACAGACGACUCCACUUGUUUCUAAACAGUCAGUGACCGUCUUAGCUCUUCUCAGCUUGCUUCUGAACAUUGGUGUGCCACUUGGGCAGAAAGGAAUUAGCUCGUUCAUCCUCCUUGUCCUAGUGACUACAACCGUUGCUGUUCUCGUGACUCUUGGUGCUAAUAGAUACGGGGCUGGGACCGGUAAAAGGAAGGAAGAAAGAAUUACCUUUGCCGAUACGGCACCAUAUCUUAUGAUAUCAGAAACCUCGGUAGACAACGUGUCUGCCCGCUUAGCUGGCGACAUGGCGAUGGACCUGAGAAAAACCCGGCCAAACAUUGUCAUUUCGGGUGCUAGAACAGCUUUCGAGGAGGAUUUCUGGGCGGAGCUCAUGGUGGGAGAAAAUAUUCGACUUCUAUUGACGGCGAAUUGCAUCCGAUGUCAGAGCCUCAAUGUUGACUAUAUGACCGGGAAAAUGGGAGCAGGAGACAGCGGCAACAUUCUCAAGAAGCUGAUGAAAGAUCGGAGGGUAGACAAGGGCGCGAGGUUCUCGCCCGUGUUUGGAAGGUAUGUGUUCCUAGACCGGAACUGCGAGAAUGCCUCUAUCCGAGUAGGAGAAGAGGUGACUGUAUCCAGAAGGGUGGAGGAGCGGACAACAUAUGGCGCCCAUAUAUUCCCGCUCCUACCGGGGUUUCCAGCCCACCAAGAGAUUGGCACAAUGGAUACGACGAUUCUUCGUCGCAAAGAUACCACCAAGGGUCCUCCCUUGCGGAUCUUAUCGUUAGAUGGUGGCGGCGUCCGCGGUUACUCGAUGCUCAUCAUCCUCCAGGAACUUAUGUAUCGUGUGUACGUCGAGUGCGAAGGCAAGGCCCCUCGUCGCGAUGAAAUUCCCAAACCCUGCGAUCACUUUGAUCUCAUUGUCGGCACCGGCACCGGCGGCUUGAUAGCUCUUAUGCUGGGCCGUCUACGCCUCGAUCUUGAAACCUGCAAAGAAGUCUACGUGCGCAUGACCCGUAGGGUUUUCGAAACGGACAAGACUUUUGCUGGAAUUCCUUUCCGGUCAACCUUAUUUAAAGCCUCGAGAUUGGAGGACGCUAUUCGCGAGUGUGUACGCGAACACACCGUUUUCGAGGCCGAGGGAAAUGAUUUGUCGCCCGGCGCUCGCACAUCUUUUGCCAACACACCAUUCAGCCCCAACUCGAUCCCCCAGCGUUCGGGUAGCCGUGCCAGUUUCAGCACCGCUGGUUCGCAUUCUUCAAACCCCAGUCAGCGGAAUUCGACGUUCAUCAAUGGUCUACGCUGGGGUAAUCCAGAUGCGCUGCUGUACGACAAUCGGGAGUACCGCACGAAAACCGCGGUCACAGCAUUGUAUAAGGGCACUACACGCAACGGAUCCGCUGUUCUCUUACGUUCUUACGACUCCCGGAAAGAACCUCCUCCAGAGUUUAACUGUACAAUCUGGCAAGCUGGCCGGGCAACGUCAGCCACUGGGCUCGCUUUUAAACCAAUUCAGAUUGGACAACAUGUCUUCAUCGACGAGGGUGCUGGCACCUAUAACCCUGCGCCGCAGGUCCUGGAUGAAGCGACAGUCAACGAGUGGCCCGGUCGCGAAGUUGGAGUGUUUAUAAGCGUUGGUACAGGUAAACGUCCACCUGGUACGAACAAUCGACAGCAUGAGUGGUGGGAGGACUUCUUUGGCGAUGCGCUGGGUACAUUUGCAGAGGCGCGCCGUCGGCUGAUUGCUAAGAUCGAGGGCUGUGAAGAUAUCCAUAAGGAUAUGCUCCGGGAGCAUCUGGCCAAGCGUAACGUAGUUAAGGAUAACUACUACCGCUUGAACGUCGAAGUGGGUGUGGGGGAGUUUGGUAUGAACGAAUGGAACCGAUUGGCGGACAUCAGCACCAACACUCGUCGCUACCUCACCAGGCCUGAAGUGAAGAAGCAAAUUCUUGAUGCCGGUGUUAAGUUUGCUAGAAUCGAGCGCAUGCACCGUCGGGCGGCGCAGCAUACGGCUGCUGGAAAUGAUAUGACCAAUUUCCCAGAUGACAGUUCCAUAACCCAAAGUCCAAGGCUAUCUGUGGUGCCGCCUCCAAUUCCAGAUGCAGUGGAAUUGCCCGCUGAACUGCCAGGCGAUUUUACCCUGCUCUCACCAGCAGGGCCGCCCCCACCCCCUGUGAACGACGAUGUACUCCCAGUUCAUCCUAUCUCACAGGAUACAGUUUUGCCAACACCGGCUCGGGGUUCAGUCAGUGACCUGAGCGACAUCAGCCGACCCAGCUCACAACAACACGGGUCCCCGCGACGAAGCACCGAUCAUGUGCAUGAUGGCAUGCCGCCACCAGUACCUCCAAAGACUCCUAUCCCGUACCCCAGUGAGUUGGGAGGCAUUCCAAUGCCCACUCCAUUAGUAACGACGACAGGUCCUCUGGGGCACGGAUCAAAUGGGAAGAUUCGACCGCCCUAUCCAGUGGAUGAGCCUCCACCUGUGGUCAACAAGCAGCGAAAACCAAGUUAUCACGUGCGCUAG